AAAAUAAACAAAUGUAUUACUUUUCCUGAUAUGCUGGAUAUGAUCCCAUUUAUGACUGGAACAGAAGAUAUUCCUCCUCUUUACAUGCUUUAUGCUGUUGUGGUGCAUUUGGAUACAUUGAAUGCAUCCUUUUCUGGGCAUUAUGUGGCAUAUGUAAAAGAUCUGCAAGGCAACUGUUCAGGGUAGAUGAUGCAGAGGUAAAUCUUUCUCGUCAUUUCAGUUCUUUUUGAUAGUUUGUUCUUAACAUAACUGCUCAGCACACGUUGGUAUCGUCUAUACAUUAGUUUAAAGCCUAUGAUGAAGUGAACUUUUGGUUUUACAUAUUGUUUUGCAUAUGACAUUUUUUUUAAUACCCGAAGGGAUAAAUUAUUUGGGAUUGGACCUUGGAUUGCUUAAAAUGAUAGUCAUUAGAAUAGUUAAUGGAUUCUUGAUUGUUUUAUGGGAUUAAAUACAUUCUGAUUUUGGAAGUUAGACAAGCUUAUAUCGCCUUAUCUGUUGCAAUUUCUUAGGGAUUAGAAUUUGGUUGUUGCUAUGUAUCGUGUAACAAAGUUCAUCUUAUCCUAUAAAUAGUGGUUUCUCUAUGAAAUAAGCUAUUCAGUUUUAGUCCAAACUAAAAGGGAGUAAUUUUAAUUGAAAGGUUGGCAUGAUUUUCCAGCUAGUGAAGAACCCUAUAUUUUCCAUUCUGUCAAUGUCUUCUUAUCUUUCCCAUUCUAUUGGCUUCCGCAAACAAUUAAUAAAAUUUAAUAGUUCAUGCGCAAUCAUCAGUAACUGGUUAUGAGGAACGCUUCUAAUAGAUAUUAUCCCAUUGAAGUUUAAAUGCACUAGAUUCUCACUUCAUAAGGCUCUUGGACAUAUAACACGUGUUUAAAUUUUUUGCUUUAGUGGUUUGAUUAUUUCCUUAGAAAAAAAAAGAGGGUGAGAUUCCAAAUAUGCAGUGCAACUUGGUUCCACCAAGCAUUAGAAGCAAUCUUCUUUAUAUCACGUAUGUAGUUGAGCUUAGUUGUCCCACAAGGGUAGUGAAACUUUGUUUCGCCAUAUUGCCCAAUAUUUACACCAAUUAAGUGGUGCAGUAGUGCAACUAGGUUUCACCUUGCAACGCAGUUAUUUUCCCUGCAAGUUCAGUGCAAAACAAUUAUGCCAAAGGAUGGUACUAGUGCUACAGACACUCAAGAAGUAUAAUAACAAAAGAGAGUUUGCAUCACAAUUACAGUCUAGGCUAGCAACACCUCAAGUACAGGGUGGCUUACAAGUGCAAUUUAGUUGCAGUGCAAGUAUGGAAUCAUCACCUCCUACUUUAAAGGAACUAUUAUUUCAGAGAAGAGAAAGGAAUGGAAGAGUGAUUCUGGGGAAGUAUUGCUUGAUUAUUCCCUCAGGCCAUUAGAGAACAUUGUACUGGUUAGUUGUACUCUAAGAAUGGAAGAGUAUUCAUUUACAGGCACUAUUACAUCCCAUAAUUACAGCAAUUAAUCUCUUAAUUACAGGCACAAUUACAUCAUUCUAACAAGAAUAAUGCCAGAAAUUAUCUUUGCUAUUUUAUUUAUUUACUUUUUCCUACUUGCCUUGAGAUUAGUGACAUGGUUGAUAUGAGGAUUUAACAAAAUUGGCUACACUUGAGAUUAUGAUUUUAAUUUUUCUUUGCUCAGUUCCUAUUUUGAUGAGUUCGGAAUUCAAGGUUUUGGAUCAUGGCUCCUUGAUAGGUUCAUCCACUGCCAAUGAGCCAAGUGAUGUCACAGGGAGCAUACAUUCUAUUUUACAUUAGAUCCCGCCCUCGUCCUCAGAGAGAAUUUUGUAAGAAAGCUAUCCAGCAACAAGUUCCACCAUCUGCAAGAUGCUACUCAUCAUCAAGGACUCAGCAACCUUCGAGAAAGGGACAUGGCAAAUCAAGCGGCCACUUCCUUGGCUCAGAGCCAUCAUUGCAUCUCAAACCAGAAAAUGGUAUAGGCCUUAUCAACCACACUAAUGGAAUUCUGGGGAGCACAAACAGGAAUGUUGCACAAGCGAUGGAGUUCUCUGAUGCCACAUCAAGUGGUUGGUCCCUUUCUGCAAGCUCAGAUGAGGCUUCUUUCACUACUGAGAGCACCAGCGACUCUUUUAGUACUUUGGAUUACACUGAUGCAUGCAAUGCAGAUACAUUCUCCUCGAUCUUCAGUAACUUGUAUGCUCCAGUCAUCCUUGUAGGACACUCAGUGUUGUAGAACAUUUUCAAAUAGUAGGCCUCAGACUAGGUUCAUCUCAGAUGAAAGGGGCUGUGCAGGACUUAUUAUUCUUGUCAACACAUUCUACAAAAGGGUUAUGGAGAGCAGAUAGUUUCAAACUGGUCAGUGAUUCUGCUGAAAUUCCUAUUGACUUGUUCUGUACCAUGUCUUCAAAAUAUGGGAUUAAUCCAAAAUGCGGUCUUGAUUGAACUUCUGGCAACUGUAAAUUAUAGGCUUGGAGAUCCCAACUGAUAAAUUAGAUGACUUAGCUAGUCGGAAUCUGUGCCUCAAAUUUUUUCUGUUAUCGCUAUUUUCUUAACUGGGGCAUUGGAUUGGGAUUGUUUUAUCACCCAAGUAAAAGAAACGUUCUUGUCAGCAUUUAGAAUUAAUUCUUGAGAAUGUAGAGUGCUAGCUUCUCCAUGUGGGACUCUCUAGUGACCUUUUCCUAUUUGAAAACUUGUGUCUCACUUGUUUGGUUCACAUCAACCAAGCGAACACUAAUCCUGGUUCUGUCUCAGACUACGAUUUUUUUU
Molecule: messenger RNA, 2728 nt
Organism: Hevea brasiliensis (rubber tree)
Lineage: Eukaryota; Viridiplantae; Streptophyta; Magnoliopsida; Malpighiales; Euphorbiaceae
Product: ubiquitin C-terminal hydrolase 15-like
Exons: 2
Coding region: 1713-2195 (160 amino acids)
Source: RefSeq, a predicted model, not a curated record